AUGAGGGGAGACGUCAUCCAAGGACCCAGAAGAACUUGGCGCGUCAAGGCCUCCUUCAAGUGCACCACCAGAAACGUCGUAUUUGCUAUACGAUGCUCUCGCUGCUCUAAGCUUUAUGUUGGAGAGACAAAACGACGUCUGGCAGACAGAGUAACAGAGCACCUACGUUCGAUCCGACUUAACACACCUAGCCUUCCAGUUGCAACGCAUUUCAACCAACCUGGACAUUUCAUCAACGAUCUACAGGUAUGCGUUGCCAUCUCUUGCGACCGUGAGACGGAUCGCAAACUCAAAGAAGAGAAGCUGAUCUACAGUCUCGGGACCCUCGCCCCCCACGGAAUGAAUGUGUCUUUCCGCGCCUUCCCAAUACCUGAGACCAAAAACCGUGACGUCCUUUUAACCAUCAACAAUCUAACCUCAGGUUUGACCAAUUCGAAUCCUCUGGCGAUUCUGGAGUGUCUUACGGACAUUGGACCCAACAUAUGCUUGGUGGUUGAGCGGAACGGAAAUGAAACGUGGCUGUUUGCUUUUCAUCUAGACGAAGAAGGCAAUAGACCGAUCGUCAAGGAGCUCUUCACCCAUAAGUUCGACAAGCACAUCAGGACGUUUCCUUUUCUCGUGAUAAUUCCUCCCGAGGCUGCGUUCGAUGUUAAUGCACAGUAUACCUACGAGUGUUCCACCCCCGUCGAGAUAAUACUCAAAGAAGACGAUCUAUACAUGAAGAUCGGUACCGAUAUGGCGACCUUUGUGUCAGUACCGCAAACUUUAACUCUGAACCGUUACAAAAGAAUCGACGAAAAUAAUAAGGUCGGCGACGGGCCUGACGGGGGGAUCCCAGUUGCCAUUUCGACAUCAACGCCGCCCUCCAACGUCGAGAGGGACGCCGAGCAGGGAAGCGACGAUUACGACCCAAUGUGCGUCGAAGGCAACACCGAAGGUCCUUUAGGUGUAGUUGUUUUUCCACCCUGGAUGACGGAACCGGGCGAGAUCCCACAGAAUAACAUGUUUUUCCUCACUAGUCUUGCUCCAAGAGGUGAUGCUGUGUUCGAGGCUGCAAACACUACAGAAGAACAACUAUACAUAUCAUCAGUCGAUAACCAAGACCCAAGUGUGUUGAUUGCUAGCCUUGAAAAAUCCAGCGCCGACUUUAGAGUAAUUCGGUCAGAUUCGUGAAGUCAGACGUCACUCAAGGAUAUUUUCUCGAGGCUUGCCGAUUCGGAAAAACGACCGGAAUCCUAGUAGUAAUGUUUGUUGACGUUUUUGAUCGAUGAUCAAAAUAGAAAUAGUUUAUUAUUAUCGAAAUUAUUAUAGAGAAAAGGGGAGGAAAGACGGGGAAAAAUAUAGUGCUGUGUGUGGAAACAAUUAUAGUCAAUUGCAAAACAGAAGAAUUUAAGAAGGAGAAAAGGAAGGAGAAGAAGAAGAAGAAGAUGUAUCGUGGGCCCCUCAACAAAAAUGUCAGCGAUUGAUCAUAGGACUGAUUUAUACGACUGAUCAUACACAAUAAUCAAUGUAAUCAAUAAAAAAAAUCUCCCAACGAUCGAUCGCUAAGCUUUUUUUCGUUAUGUUUUAUUAGGUGGUAAAGCCUGUCUUAUAUAGUUUUAGAAUAGGGUCAAUAGCGUAAGCUCUCGGCCCCUACUUCAGUAUCAUCUAAUAUUUCAACUUUUUCAACCGCCAAAGGUUUGAGAAAAAUCCGUCAAAAACGUAGGAACAAGAGAAAUAUUAGAGUUUUAUGUAUUUGAUUUGUGACGUCAUAUGCGAGCAAUUUUUUUUACAUAUCCGAUGGCAAAUAAUCAAGGAAAUAUAAUUUCCUUAGAAAAUUAAGAAUGGGUUUUACUGCACCUUCAAUAUAUCAAUACACAAAUAAUUUCACACCUGUUUCUAAAAAGAAACAAAAAUAUGUCUUUAGAAAUAUUAAAGAUUUAAAUUCAUACAUUUAAAUAUUACAAAGCAUUUGGGGCUGCUGCUCGUUUAUGACGUCACAAAUUCUUAAAAAACAGCAUAAUGAAACAAUAAAAGAUAUCGAUGAAAGUUUGAAAAAAUAAAAUUCAUCAAACGUUAAGGAAAGUAUUAGAAUUUCAGGUUAUUUAUUUGUGACGUCAUAAUUAUAUUUCCCUUUAAAUCUCUCUAUACAAGGGUGAUUGUGUGUGGGGGGGGGGGCUAACGAAUAAAGACUGCCCUACUUCAUUUACUGUGACGGCAGGUAGUAAGGUCAAUUUCUAAAACAAAUUUACUAUCAACCAAUCAGACUGAAGGAUUUCAGUAGCUUUUAACAGUUAUUUCAAAUAUGCUACUAAAACAAGUUUCAUGAUAUGGGCCCAUGUGGUACAGCGCCUCGUGUACAGUUGGUAUACAAGGCAGCAAAAGGGCCCUGCAAUUUUGACUUCACUAGUCUUGAGUAUAGACCCAUUUGUAGACAAAAGUUUUCAUCAGAGUCUGUACUUUGUAGACUAGGCUACCAGGGGAAAUUUUUAAAGAUUUUCAAUCACCGGUAUGGCACCAUAGUAUAAGUGUGAGGACCAUAAUGAAGAAAAAAAGAGGCGACAAUGUAACAUUGAGACCAAUUUCUAGAGUGUAAAAUGCAAUUGUGUAUUUUCCUUUUAAAAAGGGGGCAAUUUAAGAUAAUUUUAAACAAAUAUCUGUAGUACAUUAUACGUGCAGCCAGUGGAAAUUUGCCAGAAAUUGCCAUAUAUACUGUUCCAUUUAUACGAAUCGUUGAAUUUUUGGUGAAUAAAUCGUACUUUCUUCGGGGGAGGUAUUCGGGGUUGAUGUUCGCUCUAUUAAAAGGCAAGUUCAUGA
This is a messenger RNA of Lytechinus pictus (painted urchin), 2796 nucleotides long. RefSeq lists its product as uncharacterized. Lineage: Eukaryota; Metazoa; Echinodermata; Echinoidea; Temnopleuroida; Toxopneustidae. The record is from RefSeq and is a predicted model, not a curated record. The transcript has 7 exons. Bases 1 to 1173 code for a protein of 390 amino acids.